Molecule: messenger RNA, 1507 nt
Organism: Trametes versicolor FP-101664 SS1
Lineage: Eukaryota; Fungi; Basidiomycota; Agaricomycetes; Polyporales; Polyporaceae
Product: argininosuccinate lyase
Exons: 8
Coding region: 36-1427 (463 amino acids)
Cellular component (GO): cytosol
Molecular function (GO): argininosuccinate lyase activity
Source: RefSeq, a predicted model, not a curated record
ACCCACUGCAACCCGUUUCUACAACACAGCGCAAUAUGUCUGCACAACCUACGAAGCAGAAGCUAUGGGGUGGGCGUUUCACCGGAAAGACCGACCCUCUCAUGCACGAGUUCAACCAGUCGCUGCGCUAUGACAAGCGCAUGUACGCUGCGGACAUCGCUGGUUCCAUCGCGUAUGCCAAAUCGUUGGCGCUGGUGGGCAUCUUGACGGAGGACGAGCAGAAAAAGAUCGUAGACGGUCUCACUGCUGUGGGCAAGGAAUGGGAGCAGGGUGUGUUCCAAAUCCAGGCCGACGACGAGGACAUCCACACUGCGAACGAGCGCCGCCUCACCGAGCUUGUCGGUCCUCUUGGCGGAAAGCUCCACACCGGCCGCUCGCGCAACGACCAAGUCGCCACGGACAUGCGCUUGUGGCUCCUCGGGGAGGUUCGCGCUGUCGAAAAAGGUCUGAAGGACCUCAUCCGCGUGAUGGUGGAACGCGCGGACAAGGAGAAGGAUAUCCUCAUGCCCGGCUACACUCACCUGCAGCGCGGCCAACCCAUCCGGUGGUCGCAUUUCCUCCUCUCGCACGCGUUCUCCUUCCGCGCCGACUUGGAGCGCCUGCAGCAGCUCAUCCCCCGGGUAUCUAUUCUGCCCCUCGGCUCUGGCGCCCUAGCAGGCAACCCCUUCGGAGUGGACCGCGAGUUCCUCGCGAAGGAGCUUGGGUUCCAGUCCGUGGCCGAGAACAGCAUGUACGGCGUGAGCGACCGCGACUUCAUCGUGGAGUUCUUGAUGUGGGCGAGUCUCUCCAUGACGCACAUCAGUCGCAUGGCGGAGGACCUCAUCAUAUACUCGACCGCUGAGUUUGGUUUCGUGGCAUUGAGCGACGCAUACAGCACUGGUUCGAGCAUCAUGCCGCAGAAGAAGAACCCCGAUUCGCUCGAGCUGCUCCGCGGCAAGUCCGGACGCGUGUUUGGAAACAUGUCCGGAUUCUUGAUGACUCUGAAGGGCCUGCCGUCGACAUACAACAAGGAUCUGCAGGAGGACAAGGAGCCGCUUUUCGACGCGGUCGACACCGUGGCGGCCUCGUUCCAGAUUGCAGAAGGCGUAGUCGCGACUAUGGAGGUGCACGGAGAGAAGAUGCGGGCAGCGCUGACCAUGGACGUCCUGGCCACCGACUUGGCGGAGUACCUCGUCCGGAAGGGGAUCCCCUUCCGCGAGACCCAUCAUGUCUCAGGGCGCGCGGUGGCAUUGGCUGAGGCACGGCAGUGCCAGCUGGACAAGCUCUCGCUGCAGGACUUUAAGGGCCUGCACGAGAAGUUCGAGGAGGACGUCUUCAAAGUGUUCGACUUUGAGGCGAGCGUUGAGCGCCGCCAGUCAAUUGGCGGCCCGAGCCGCAAGAUGCUGGAGAGGCAGAUCGCUGUCCUCAGGGAGGCCAUCGCCAACUGAAUUAGGCGAAUAAAAAUGUAGGGUUCAGAGUACGCGAGCCCCAUGUAACCGUAGUAGGAUAGCCACAAAAGACCCGGGCC